AAAAGAAAUAUUGACAAAUAGUCGCACAAGCCAACGACGAAAUUGAUUCUUCUCUUUAACGACAAAAGCAAAGACCUAAGAAAGUAUACCACAAAGAGUGGAGUAAAGUGAAGCAAACUCGAGGGUUUUCUUGUAAUGGAUGUGAGUGAGUGUGAGAGUAGGACAGAGGGGGAGACCAUGGAACUUCAACAUUUCAGUCAUCCACAUCCUUUGGUCUCCUUCAAAUAUCAGACUGUUGCACGCGAAGAAGUAGACCCGGAAGCAGCUCUUUGCCUUGGGUGUGAGAAACCUGUAGAGGGCUGGAGCUAUGGCUGCAAUCAAUGUGAGUUUUAUCUUCAUAAGGGAUGUGCUGAGUUAGAGUUAGCCCCCAAGAUUCAGAAUCCCUUCCACCCCAAACACCCUCUCACUCUUUUGCCAAAUUCACCUCAGUCUAGGUCAGGAUUUUGCGAUUUGUGUGGUAAGAAUUAUGGGGGAUUUGUUUAUUAUUGUAAUGAUUGUAAUUUCGAUCUGCACAUCAAUUGUGCUUUGCUUCAAUCAUCCAUUGCUGCAAAUUUUCCUAAUUCUUUGCACCCCCAUUCUUUACAUUUCAUUCAAAACUAUAACAAGGAAGUUGAGCCUGAUUGCCCCGGGUGUCAAAAACCAAUAUCUGGUCCAUUUUACCACUGUUCAGAUUGCACUUAUCCUACAUUCUUUAACCUUCAUAAGGAAUGUGCUGAACUACCCCUUGAGAUUAAUCACCCCUGUGACCGUAAGCAUCCUCUUACUCUCUUGCCACAACCGCCAACUCAUCCCCAGAAAUGUAGUUGCUAUUUGUGCAGAAUCCAAUGGAAGGGGUUUGUUUAUUCCUGCUCUCUAUGCAACUUUGAUCUUUCACUUGAUGAUUUUCUUUUUUCACCACCAACAAUCACAGUUGCAAGUCAUGAACAUCCGUGGAUGCUUGUAUCUAGAAAAAUGUCGUUUGUUUGUGAUUGUUGUGGCACUGACGGCUAUCACUCCCCCUAUUUCUGUGCUACAUGUCACCUCCUUGUCCACAAGAAUUGCAUUUCAUUGCCACGCAACAUCAGGAUAACACGACAUUGUCACGUGAUUUGUUUUUCAUAUUCUUUUCAACAAAAUCAAGUUGAAGAUUGUAUGUGCAGAAUUUGUUACACGGAAGUUGAUACAAGUUAUGGUAGGUAUUGUUGUUCUGCUUCUGGUUGUGAUUAUAUUGCUCAUGCACAUUGUGCAACCAAUAAGCAAUUUGGGAUGGAACAAUUACCGAGGACGGCUAUGAUGAGAGGCAUGGUCCUUCGAAUUUGCUUACUGAUGUUGUUGAACAAAUUCGUAUUGGAGAUCUAAUGGUAG
Messenger RNA from Gossypium raimondii (Peruvian cotton), 1344 nucleotides. RefSeq lists its product as uncharacterized. The record is from RefSeq and is a predicted model, not a curated record. Bases 136 to 1338 code for a protein of 400 amino acids. The transcript has a single exon. NCBI's taxonomy places the organism in Eukaryota, Viridiplantae, Streptophyta, Magnoliopsida, Malvales, Malvaceae.